Mytilus trossulus (common blue mussel) is the source of this 3849-nucleotide messenger RNA. RefSeq lists its product as uncharacterized. The transcript has 6 exons. The record is from RefSeq and is a predicted model, not a curated record. The coding region runs from base 1 to 1158 and encodes 385 amino acids. Lineage: Eukaryota; Metazoa; Mollusca; Bivalvia; Mytilida; Mytilidae.
AUGUCGUCUGGAAGCUUUGCUAGUCUUUCAAGUUCUGAAGAUGAUGAUAUUCCUCAUAGUAAAAUCAUUAAUACCAGUACUUCCAGUUUCCAUCUCCAAAUGGAGAACUCAGACUCGGGGUCGGAUGACGGUUCGAAAACAGUGGAUAUAGGUACAUCUAUACAAGAAAAGGGUCCUUCUGAAAGUCCUCUCCGAAAGAAGCAAAGGAAUGCUGUGUUGGCGCCUCUAGAUUUGUCAGCCCCUUCAGAACAGUUUAUGCCUGGAGCAUGCGGUGGACCAGCAGAUAUGGACACACCAAUUUCGAUUCGACGAAGAUUAACUUCAACACCUAACGCCUUUCACACCAGCGCUGCACACAAUAAUGUCAACAUUGAGUCAGUUAAUGAGCUAAUGAAGAGAAUGAUGGAUGCUCAAACUGAGAUUUUGAUGAAGACAUUGACAGAUCAAGGGGAAAAAAUUGAAGAAUUACAUCACUUGUUACAGAGGAUAGAUUUACAUGCAGGAGCUCAGAAAAAAGGAAAAAUAAGAGCUGUCCAUGUUCCUGCUCAUAUUAAGCAAGCUGUUCGUGAUGCUUACAGGCAUAGCACUGCAGAAAAAAAUUUAAUCUGGACAUGUAAAACAGCAGCUGGUUCUAUUUUGAAGUAUUCUGCAGAGGUAAAUAAAGAGAUGUCUGAGGCUAUAUGUCUUUAUGUCAAAGGACAAUUUUCAACAACAGAAGAAGGUGUUAUUAAGACUGGUAUUGAGACAUAUUUCAAUACCAUAAAACAAAGGAGACAAAUGGAGGAGGAUGGAAAAAAGGCCUCACACAACAGAAAAAUGGUUUUGUAUGGGAGAAAGAACAGGAAGCUUCAAAAUAGAGUUAAGGCCCUUCAAGCAAAGAAACUACCAGUGCCUGAAGAGGAAAAACUAAUGAAGGCCAUAAAAAUUGAUUUCAUGUCGAGUGAGGACAGUGAUUCUGAAGAUGAAACGCGCCUUAUUACAAGACCUCUGCCAUGGCUGUCGAAAGAUUUUAAAUCUUACAUGGAUAAACUUGACAGUAAAUACCAGAGACAGCUCAAUGCACAAGGCAAAAAGUUGAGAUCUAAGAGAGUUGUUGGCAGGCCAUCAGAGAGGCCUUGUCCCAAUAAAUCCCAAGACCUGUCAUGGGUUUUUGCUUAAGGGCAUAACCUACAUAUUUUUUUGAUUAUUUUUCUUUUGUUUUUUCUGUUUAAUUAAAUGCUGAAUGAUAAUUUGAGUGUCUCUGGUAUUUGCUGUCUUAGAUUUUCCAUCUAAGAUUUCACCACAUUAUUUAUAUAUUUUGGUCAAUGGGAGAUAACUUUGUAUAUUUAACAGUUUACCAAUUGUUAUCUCUUUUUAACAUGUUUGAAAAUUAAUGAACAAUUAAUCUUAAAAGAAAUAUUAUUUUCACUCAAUUGUCCAAGUACAUUUAAUAUUUGAUAGUCAUGUGCAUGAAAUUUCAUAAUUUAGUUGAUAAAAAAUAUUUGUGUGCUAUUUAAUUCAAUUAUACAUAUCAUAAAAUGUCUUUUUUUACUUUUAUCAUAUGUAUUCAUUUGGGGUGAGAUCCUAUAAAAUUUAAAUUAAUAUCUGAGCAGCACAUUGGUUUGAAAUUAGCAGCUAUGUUAUGUUUGCUGUUUUAUUUUUUGCUAUUUGAUGUGUUUGGUUUAUUUUUAGAUUGAAAAUAUUGCAAGCAAGGGAGGUUAUUCAUAAAUAUUCUUAUGAUACCAAACUUUGAAAAUGCUUAUGUUUGCUGUUUGUUAUAACCCUUUUGCAAUGAUUUUUAAACAAGUAAUCAUGUUAAUUUGCCAUAUACCCAGGGUUUCAGUUGGCGGUCGCCAUUUUCGCAAUUUGCGAAAAAAUAAUAAUUGUGGCGAUAAAAAUUCGUCAUUUGCGAAAGAAUUUGGCGAAAGAAAAAUAUAGAACGAUUUAUUUUCCCCCAUCUUGUUUAUUUACUUUUUUUCGAGUUUCUCGGACUUUACCCGAUCAUACAAUAUUCGGAAUUCUCCUUGACCUCAUUAAGAUUUGGACAGAAAAUCAAUAAUCAGCUGAUUGCAUUUUAUAGCUAUCGACAACAAAGGACUAAUUAAUAAAUGUGUCGAUUAAAUUGUUUUGACAAAAUGAUAUGGUUAAAUGGCUUCCGUUAAAUGUCACAUACAGAAUUUAUUUACCACUUAGAUGCACGUGUUUGAGGCAAAUUCUCGACGUCUCCUAGUUUAAAAAAGAAAGCUGUUGUUGUGACGAAAAAUGUUCAAAAGCAAGAAAAAUCUCCGAUUUAAAACUUUACUUAUCCUUAGUCUUUAAUAUAGGUAAUUGAUUAGGGAGACUUCUUGAAAUUCGUUUAAGUGACGCACGUUUUUCAAGCAUAGUUUUACGUCUCAACUUUUUCAUUUACGAUGGUCAAGAAAAGAAAACUGUCGUUAUGAAGAAAUCCAUUCAAAAGGUUGGGAACAACCCCUCUAAUGAGAGUAACCCUUCAAUGUUAUGACUACACAUGAAAUGAGGGAUCAAUUUCAUGUCAUAAAAGCUGUUCUUUUGUUGUAAUAACAACUUCUUAGUUCAAAAGAGCACAUCAUUAUUUUUAAGGGGGGGGGGGGGGUAGAGAAAGGUAGAUUUUAAAUGAUAAAUAUAGUUAUGUUACUUGGCGAAAAAAAUAUUAAAGUGGCGAAAAAUAUAUUGUUUUGGCGAAAGAGGUGGCGAAAAAAAUAAUUGACCCAGGGGAAACCCUGCAUAUACCAUUAUUUUGUUGACUAGUUUGAAUUUGAUGUAUAUCUUUACUUAUUUCAAAAAAGUGUUUUUUGUAUAUGUUUACAUAGUAAAAUUAUAGUUAUUGAUAUUACGAAAAUUUUGACAGUUGGAUGUUUUUUCUUGGAUAUUAAUGACAUUUGCCUUGUUACAAAACCUCUGACUAGGCUGUCGAAAGAUUCUAAAUCUUGCAUGGAUAAACUUGGCAGUAAAUACCAGGGACAGCUAAAUGCACAGUGCAAAAAGUUGAGGUCUAAGAAAGCCUUGUCUAAAUAAAUCUCCAGAACUUGCAUUUAAUUGAGUUUGCUUAAGGGCAUAUGACAAAAAAAUAAUCCUUCAAUUUUGAAUAGGGCCAAAUAAAAAGUACACUUUUGGAAUUAGCAAAGAAGAAAAUGACUUCAUGAUUUACUUUUGAAUUAUAGUUUAUAAAGAUUACCAGUAGAUCAGCCUAAGGAAAACCUUUGAAAAUAAGUCAGACAGAAUAUUUUGAUUUCUUGAACUUAACUUGAAGAUUUUUUUAACUAUACAAGAUAAAUAAUUGCUUUCUGAUUUCAACAUUUGAUUUUUACUAUAAAAAUCAUUUACAGGUGCAACAUAUAUUUGUCAUUAGAUAAUGUUAUUGUGUUUGUUUGACCUACAUAUUUUUUAUGCCUUAUUUAUGGUCAAUAUGUUUUUCUUGUCUUGGCAUCAGUCUGUCCCUUUGUUUGUUCUGUUUGUCCUGUUUCAGGUAAAAGUUUUUGGUCAAGGUAGUUUUCAAUGAAGUUGGAAGUUCAAUGAGCUUGAAACUUAGUACACAUGUUCCCUGUGAUCUAUGAUAUAAUCUUUCUAAUUUUAAUGCUACAUGAGAGAAUUUCACCAAUUUUCAGUCCACUGAACAUAGAAAAUGAUAGUAUGAAGAAGGCAUCCAUGUACUGGGGACACAUUCUUGUAUUAAUUAAAAAAAAAAUGUCUUUUUUAAUUGAUUAAAAGCUGAAUAAUAAUUUGGGUGCGGUUCAUUUAAGUGUCUUGUAUUUGCUGUCUUAGAUUUUUCAUCUAAGAUUUCACCACAUUAUUUAUAUAUAUUUGGUCAAUGGGAGAUAACUUUGUGUAUUUAACAGUUUACAAAAAUGU